AUGUCGACAACAGCACAACAAACUCCCGCCGCAAUAGCCUCUCUAUACGUAUCAGAAAACAUUGCACACAAUAUCAAAACCAUCACAUUCAUACGAUCCUCUUUAUCCGCAAUAACAGGCUCCGCUGCCGGAGUGCUCGGUCUAACCGGGUACAGCGGAUUCCUAUUCUACGCGGCCACUUCACUAUUCAUGUCGGUGCUUAUUUGGACCGUGAAAACCAAGGCUAAACCCGCCUUAUAUUUUAAGAGUGGGAGUGAUGUAUGGACUGAGGGUGUGUUUGGCGGCAUGUUUUCGUAUGUGUUGUUUUGGACGCUGUUGUAUGGUAUUGUUCAUG
Molecule: messenger RNA, 334 nt
Organism: Ambispora gerdemannii
Lineage: Eukaryota; Fungi; Glomeromycota; Glomeromycetes; Archaeosporales; Ambisporaceae
Source: the annotation of a GenBank genome assembly